AAAGUAAAGUGGACCACAUUCAACCCUCCAGCAGUCAGCCAGUCGCACUCUGCACCUCCUUCAGCGAGGACUCACCUCUCACCGGUUCAAAGGGAGUUUUUAUAUUUGACUGUAUCUCAUGGAGGGCAGGAUCACCUGUGGACUGUGGCCGGUCGUUUUUCUCUUGGGAUGUGGGCGACUGGCGGCUUUCAACCUGGACAGCGAGAAUGUGCUGCGGAAGAGCGGAGAACCAGGCACCUUGUUCGGCUUCUCUCUGGCCAUGCACCGGCAGCUCAAUCCGGUGGAGAAGAGAAUGCUGCUGGUUGGGGCCCCAAAAGCAAAAGCCUGGAGUGGUCAAAAAGCUAAAGUGACAGGAGGACUGUACAACUGUGACAUGAGCACCACCUCAGCUGGCUGCGCCAGAGUUCACUUUGAUAAGACUGAGGAUCCAAAAAGAGAAAGCAAAGAAAACCAGUGGAUGGGAGUGUCAGUCAACAGUCAGGGCCCAGGAGGCAAGAUUGUGACCUGUGCCCAUCGCUACCAGCGCCGGACCAGUGUGAACACGGCCAGCGAAUCCCGUGACAUUAUCGGCCGCUGCUACGUGCUCAGUCAGGACUUAACUAUCAAUCCCAGCUUAGCUGAAGAGGGAGAUAACUGGCAUUUCUGCGAGAGCCGGGCCAGAGGCCACGAGAUGUUUGGCUCCUGCCAGCAGGGCCUCUCUGCCACAUUUGACAAGGAUUUCCACUAUAUCAUCUUUGGGGCUCCUGGAGCCUACAACUGGAAAGGUGUGGUGCGCUUGGAACAAAGGAACGACACAUUGUUAGAAAUGGGCAUCUAUGAUGAUGGUCCUUUUGAGGUGGGCGAUCAGACGGAAAAAAACCCUGACCUGGUCCCUGCUCCUGCCAACAGCUACCUGGGCUUCUCUCUGGACUCGGGAAAGAGUCUGACCAAGAAUCGGCAGUUGACAGUGGUGGCGGGAGCUCCCAGAGCGAACCACAGCGGAGCGGUUGUGCUGCUGAAGAAAGGCGGAGACACAAGCAACAUCCUGCUAGAAGAGUACACCCUGGAAGGGGAAGGGCUGGCCUCGUCUUUUGGCUACGAUUUGGCCGUGUUGGAUCUCAACGCAGACGGUUGGCAGGACAUAGUGGUGGGAGCUCCUCAGUACUUUGAGAAGGACGGAGAAAUUGGAGGAGCCGUCUACGUCUACGUCAACAAAGGCGGAGAGUGGAACAAAGUCAAGCCCACCAGAAUAGACGGACCUCAGAACUCCAUGUUUGGCCUGGCUGUGGAAAACCUGGGAGACAUCAAUCAGGAUGGUUACCAUGAUUUUGCAGUGGGAGCUCCUUAUGGUGAUAAUGGUGCAGGGACCGUUUACAUCUACCAUGGAUCAGACACAGGUCUCAGCUCUAAAAAAGCUUCACAGGUCCUGUCCGGCCAGCCUGUAGGAGCCAGGAUGUUUGGCUACUCUUUGGCAGGCAACAUGGACCUGGAUGCGAACUCCUACCCUGACCUGGCUGUCGGAUCCCUCUCGGACUCUGUCUUUGUCUAUAGAGCCCGUCCAGUUAUUAACAUCAAGAAGGUAAUCAAGUUCUCACCGGAGAAAAUCGACCUCACCAAGAAGAACUGUGGCAACACCUUCUGCUUGGAAGUUGAGGCAUGCUUCACCUACACUGCCAACCCUGCGAGCUAUGCUCCCAGUCUGACGGUGAAGUACACCCUGGAGGCCGACGCUGACCGCAGGAAGAAUAGUCUUAUCCCGAGGGCAACCUUCCUUGACUCUGAACACAGCUACAAAUCAGAAGGGACCAUCACCAUGAAAAGCAAAGGAAAGAAACAAUGCCUUAAACAACAGCUUGCCAUACAGGAAAAUAUCAAAGACAAGCUGCAUGGGAUCCCCAUCGAUGUGUCUGUGGACAUCCAGGAGGGCAAACGUAAACGCAGACAGAGCCCAACUCCUCAGCUGUCACCUGUCCUGGACGCCAGUGAGCCAAUGUCCACCCGAUCAGAGGUGCAUUUCCUGAAGGAGGGUUGCGGCAGCGACAAUGUUUGCCGAAGCAACUUGCAGGUGAAAUAUCGCUACGGUUACAGGGCACUUGACGAAGAUACAUUCACUCCGUUAGAAUUGGAGAACGGUGUGCCGGUGAUCUCGCUCAGCGAUCAAAAGAACAUCGCAUUGGAGGUCACUGUGACCAAUCUAAAUGGAGAUGAUGCAUACGAAGCCUCUGUGAUUGCCUCCUUCCCAAGCUCCCUUACCUACUCUACUUACCGGCCUCAAACCAAUUUGGUAAAUUGUGUAGCCAAUACAAACGGUUCUCAGGCCGACUGUGAGCUUGGAAACCCCUUCAAACGGGGCUCAGAGACAACCUUCUACAUUAUUCUGGGUACAUCAGGCAUCUCUCCCGAUACCACUGAAGUGGAAAUUGAUCUUAAGCCAGAAACGACAAGCGAGCAGCAGAAAUUGGACUCUCUUAAAGCAAAGGCAAAGGUGGCGAUCAUGUUACAGCUGUCUGUAUCAGGACAUGCCCAGCCAUCUCAGGUCUACUUUACAGGAGAGGUCAAAGGUGAGGCAGCCAUGAAGAAUGAAAGAGAUAUUGGCAGUGCGAUCACACACCAGUUCAGAAUCAUCAAUCUGGGAAAGCGCUUGACAGAGUUCGGCACCGCCACCCUCGAAAUCUACUGGCCAAAGGAGACGAAGCAUGGGAAGUGGCUGCUCUACCUCAUGAAGAUCAGCUCCACUGGAGUGGACCACAUAGAGUGCUCUCCUAAAGUGGAAAUAAACUUUCUUCAAAUGGAACCAAGUAGCAACAGGAGGAGAAGAGCAGCAGAAAGCACCCAGGGGGGCAGCGAAGGCACUAUUUUAAGUUUACUUGAUAAGAAGUCUGAAAUUCUGUCCUGUGGAGAUGGGGCAAACUGCCUGACAAUAAAGUGCCCCCUGCGGGGCUUGGACAGUAAUGCAGUCAUCACUCUCCACUCUCGCUUAUGGAACGGCACCUUCAUAGAGGAAUAUUCCAAGCUCCAUCAUGUAGAGGUGAGAGUGAAGGCCGCUCUGCGUGUUGAUAGCACAGUAAAGAACACAGUGCUGGAAAAUGCUGAGACAGAGGUGAGACUGACGGUGUUCCCAGAGAGGCGUGCAGCCCAGUAUGGAGGAGUGCCAUGGUGGAUCAUCGUGCUGUCCAUCCUGCUCGGGUUGCUGUUGUUGGGCCUGCUGGCUUUCCUUCUCUGGAAGUGUGGCUUUUUUAAGCGAGCCAAAUAUGAAGACAAGGUUCCAAGUUACAACGCUGUUCGGAUCAAACGGGAGGAGAGAGCAAUAAACCCUGGGAAUGGUAACUGGGAAAACCUGGACAAGAAGCCCUGGAUGACAACAUGGCACGACAAAGAACAUUAUUCUUAACAGCUAAUGAGAUCUGACCCACACAGAUUCCUGUUGCUUACUGAUAAACUUCCAAUUUCACUGUUUUUUCCUGCCUUGUCUUUGCACAGUGUGGACUGUAAAUAAAGCUACAAAAUCAUUUGUUAAAAACAAAGAACAAAAUUUUUUAAAACUAAAGACUUGAUCAAACGUUCUGCUUCAGAGGCUGAAUUGAUCUCGGAUAAAGUCCGUAUAAAUCACUGGAAGGAGAGCUGCAGUGCGGGAUACGGUUCUGCACAAUUACUGUCUGUCAAAGCUUGUUUUGUACAUUUACUACAUUCACAGUGUUGACUGGGGGAGGGAGGGAAGGAGGAAGUGAGUAUGUUUCUAGGUUUUUUGUAAAAACAUUUUGCAGUUUUGUUUGUAUUUAUUCUUUGAGGAGUACUUUAUGUUACGUUCCCUACCGGCCAAAGAGUCUUGCAAUGCAAAUACAGGCUUUUUUUUUUUUUUUUACUAAAAUGUUUAUUUUCCCAAUUUUUUAAUUUCUUUUUUUUUUUAAAGUUUUUUUAAGGAUCUGCCUUAACUUA
Messenger RNA from Morone saxatilis (striped sea-bass), 3915 nucleotides. RefSeq names its product integrin alpha-6-like. Bases 119 to 3370 code for a protein of 1083 amino acids. The transcript is spliced from 25 exons. The record is from RefSeq and is a predicted model, not a curated record. NCBI's taxonomy places the organism in Eukaryota, Metazoa, Chordata, Actinopteri, Moronidae. Gene Ontology annotation, cellular component: external side of plasma membrane; integrin complex. Gene Ontology annotation, molecular function: integrin binding. Gene Ontology annotation, biological process: cell-matrix adhesion; leukocyte migration; cell adhesion mediated by integrin.